AUGCCAGAAAGCCCUAUUCCGACGCGUAAACUGGGCAAGGACGGCCCUGACGUUCCAGCCAUAGGCUUCGGAUUGAUGGGGAUGACUGGUAUCUACGGGACCGCUCCUAGCGAAGAGGAACGAUUCAAAAUCUUGGAUCGGGCUGCUGAGAUUGGCGCAACAUUCUGGGACACGGCGGACAUCUACGGCGACAAUGAAGAAAUGUUAGCCAAGUGGUUCCAACAAACAGGAAAACGAGACAAGAUAUUCCUCGCAACAAAGUUCGGUAUUAUGAUGGAAGGGUUUAGAUUCAAAGGAAUCAAUAGUUCUGCGGACUACUGCAAACAACAGUGCGACGCAAGCCUCAAACGUCUCGGCACUGAUAAAAUUGACCUCUACUAUGCUCAUCGGCUGAACCACGACACGCCGAUCGAAGAAACCAUGAGGGCUCUAGCACAAUUGCAGGCCGAAGGGAAAAUAAAAUAUAUCGGGUUAUCGGAAGUGGGAUCUGAUUCGCUUCGGCGUGCUGUUAAAAUUGCGCCUGUCGCCGCAGUCCAGAUGGAGUACUCGCCUUUCGUGCGCGACAUAGAGGGAGAGUCAAGUACGCAUGUUCUCCAGACCUGUCGCGAGCUCGGCAUCGCUGUUGUUUGUUACUCGCCUCUCGGUCGCGGCUUGCUUACCGGGAGGUUUUCCACCCAAGACUCACUGUCUGCCGAGGGCGAUAUCCGCGCCAAGUACUUUCCUUGGUUCAAUGAGGAGAAUUUCAGUCGUAACGUGUCAAUUAUCAACCGAUUCAAUGAAUUUGCGCAUAGAAAGCGAUGCACUCCUUCACAGCUAGCGAUUUCUUGGCUGCUUCACCAAGGGCCGGAUAUCAUCCCAAAUCCCAGAACCAAGUCCAUCAAGUAUCUGGAGGAUAAUGUGGGCGCAUUAGCCGUCAAAUUGACCGAGGACGAGAUGGUUGAAAUUCGGACGUUUUUGGAAAGCAAUCAAAUUGCCGGGUAUCGUUCGACCGCAGGCAGCGAGAAUUUUGCUUAUGUCACGACCAAAGCUGAGAAUUGA
This is a messenger RNA of Talaromyces stipitatus ATCC 10500, 1038 nucleotides long. RefSeq names its product aldo/keto reductase, putative. NCBI's taxonomy places the organism in Eukaryota, Fungi, Ascomycota, Eurotiomycetes, Eurotiales, Trichocomaceae. The transcript has 4 exons. Bases 1 to 1038 code for a protein of 345 amino acids. Gene Ontology annotation, cellular component: cytoplasm. The record is from RefSeq and is a predicted model, not a curated record.